AUGUGUGUUCAAUUUCAGCAAGUUCGUAUAGUAGAAGUGGGAAGCAAUGAGUUCAAGAAUGCGCUACCGUACCUGAUUGUGCUACUGCUUAUUACGAUCUCAAUAAUUCCAUUGAUGAGUAGUCACCUGGAAGAACGACGAAAAGACAGCCUGAAAAGAGCCGAGAAAGCACAGUGGAUUGAUCAGAUGCCAAAUGCUUUGCCACUUCUGGAAAUCAACAAAUACUUCACAAUCAGUCCCAACUUCUCGUCACUUCGGAAACUUCACGAUACAUUGCGACAUUUCAGUCAAGCAUACAAAUUCCCAGUGAACGAAACGAUUGAGGACCAGGAAGCGAAUAUGUUCCUCGAAGUUCAUGUUACGCAAAUGGACAACACCCAGACAAGAAGGGUGAAACGGAAAGUACAGACGAAGCUUUCGUCACUUGCAAUGAAAAUGGUCGAGCACGGUCCCUACGAGUAUGACUUCGACCCAACAGAGGUCGGAGACCUAUUCGACUCAGUCUCGCAGCUUCUAUCUCGUGAGCCCAGUCUCUUACAGUUAGCUUCUGAUGUGUGGAUCUAUGGCAAUUUGGACGGCAGCUAUGCUACUGUAUAUCGAUGGCUACAUUCGAAUGGAUGGCCACCAAAGAGAAAAGUACUCUUUCUCGGUGGAUACACGUCUGAUGGACAAUACUACUCCUUGGAGACAAUCACACUUCUUUUUGCUCUGAAGAAACAGAUGCCGAACCAUGUGUACUUAUUACGAGGCGCUUCCGAAGUGUAUCCCAUCCACAUAGAAGGCCGUUUUUCUCGUCGAGUGACUCGAUGCUUGGAAGGAGUUAUUCAACGAGCCUGUGGAUACCUGCCAUUGGCAGCAACCGUUGCCGAUACGAUCUUCUGCUGUCAU
Molecule: messenger RNA, 888 nt
Organism: Cooperia oncophora
Lineage: Eukaryota; Metazoa; Nematoda; Chromadorea; Rhabditida; Trichostrongylidae
Source: the annotation of a GenBank genome assembly